This is a messenger RNA of Thermothelomyces thermophilus ATCC 42464, 3019 nucleotides long. RefSeq lists its product as uncharacterized. The coding region runs from base 382 to 2655 and encodes 757 amino acids. Lineage: Eukaryota; Fungi; Ascomycota; Sordariomycetes; Sordariales; Chaetomiaceae. The record is from RefSeq and is a predicted model, not a curated record. The transcript has 2 exons. Gene Ontology annotation, molecular function: protein binding.
AUUAACCAAGAUUCCUCCCGCUUCACCCGUUCAGUCAAGUGGCCGAAUCAUCUGCGAGACCUCUCUCUCACCUUCCGCGAGCCCCAAUUGUCACAUCGAUCAUUACCUACAUAGUACGCGUCAUCCAGCGCUUUCGGUGCCGCCGGGGAACCGCAGACCCGGGACCCCGCCAUCGGGAUUACUACUUAGCUACACUAGGAUUUGGUACUUGGAAGUUUGCGAGCUUACACUCUAGCGCUGGUCCCACCGAAGCCUGACGAGCCGAUUUCCACUCGGUGCUCGACUUGGUCGAUCGAAGCUGCCGCCCUCGAUUUUAUCUCUUCAUACGUAUCCCGAGAUAGACGGUCUGAACGCACCAUCCUUCUCCGAUAAUUCGCCACCAUGGCGUCGGUGACGUCCCUCGACAAGGACCUGCGCAAGAUGCGCCUCGAGAAGUACACGCCCGCCGCGGCGAACGAGGUCAGGCAAUGGAUCGAGGAAACACUGGGCGAGAAGCUUCCCGAAGGUGACCUGCUCGAGGCGCUGAAAGACGGCGUGGCCCUGUGCAAGCUGGUCAACCUCGUCGUCGGUCCGCCCGGGGUCAAGUUCAAGAAGUCUCCCAUGCCCUUCGUCCAGAUGGAGAACAUCUCGCACUUCCUGCGCGCCUGCCAGGCCCCGCCGCUCAACCUCCAGCAGCACGACAUGUUCCUGACCGUCGACCUCUACGAACAGAAAGACCCCGCCCAGGUCUUGCAGUGUCUCGGCGCCUUCACCCGCGCCGCCAACCUUGUUAACCCCUCGGCAUUCCCCAACCCCAUCGGCCCCCGGAGCUCCCGGACAGGCCUCGUGAGCCCCGACUCGACGGGCCCCACCACUCCGACUGGUCUGCGCGGUAGCGGCGUCUCGAAUGCCAGCAACACCUCGUCAUCCCUGCACGGUAGUAGACCCAAGACCGGCGACUCAGGGUCUGGCCGCCGGAGCCCCACCAAGUCGCCGACACAGGGCGCCUCAAGCCCGACUCCGCCAGUCAGCAGCUGGAGCAAGAAGGAGCAGGAAGGUGCUACGGCGCCGGCUUGGAACAUUGCGCAGUACGGAUACAUGGGCGGCGCGAGCCAGGGAAACCUGGGCAUUGCAUUUGGCGGUCGUCGGCAGAUCACUAGUGCCGGUCCCUACGUGCCCAGCCUGGCCGAGAAGGAGAAGAAGAGGAAAGAACAAGAGGCAGAGGCUGAGCGGCAGCGACAAGAGGAGGAACGCCGGCGGAAGGCCGAGAUCGAGGCGGAAGAGGAGCGCGCCCGGCUGGAGGAGGAACGCCGGUGGGAGGAGGAGACCCGCCGUCUCAUGGAAGAGGAGAGGAAGCGCAUCGAGGAGGAGAAGAGGCGGUGGGAAGAGGAAGAGCGCCAGUGGAAGCUGACGGAGGAAAAGAGGCGCAGGGAGGAAGAGGAGGCCGAGGCCCGCCUGAGGGCGGAGCGCCAGAACAUACGCAAGAGCAACCCCCAGCUGCGCGGGCAGUACCUCAGCCAGUACCAGGCCGAGCGCGAGACCCCCGAACAGGCGCGCAUCAGGGAGCUCGAGAAGCAGCUCGAGCUGGCCCGUCAGCGCGAAGCCAUGUACGAGAGAGAACGCCAGGGACGGUCUCUCCGCCCCGGCGCGGGCGACGAGAAGAAGAAGGCCCGAUCACGGUCGCGCAGCCGGCCAGCACAGCCGGUCUCCAGGCAGGAUUCUUGGAGCGUGCGCGACGAGCUCAACUUCGUCGCCAGUCCUCGGUCGCAGCACCAUCAGCAGCUGAAACAACACGACGAAGAGCCGAACGACGAAGCGGCAAUGUCGCCGCCGCCCCUUUCGUCCCCUCGACCACUGCCGGACCCUACCAGCGUCGCCUCCCCUCCAACAAAGGUGAAGGCCCAUCGUGUGGCCGACGCGCCGCCAGAGCUCCCGAUCCGGACGCAGCACACGGGAUCACGGCCGCUCCCCGAUCCGGCGGCAGCACAGCAGCCUCCCCUGCCGGUCCGAAAACAGCACACCGGAUCUCGACCCCUUCCAGACCCAACCGAAGCAGCCCCAGUAUCGCCGCUUCGCAAGCAACACACCGGUUCUCGUCCCCUUCCCGACCCUGCCGCCUACGCAUCCAGCUCACCAGAAUCAUCGCGUCAACCACCACUACAACAACAACCACCACCACCAUCACCAUCACAGCAACAACAACAACAACAACAGCAGCAGCAGCAGCAGCAGCAGCAGCAGCAGCAACCCCCAGCUCCAUCCAAGCCUUUCUUUGCCCGCGGUAUUCCCUCUUCCAACAACGCAAACUCGGAUCGCACCCCGCCAGCUCCCAAGGCGAAGCCCAGCCCCGCAUCAGCCGCCUUCGCAGCAGGCGGGUCCAAGGGGCCCGGGUGGGCGUCCAAGUCGCUGCUUGAGCGCGAGAUGGAGCUCGAGCGGCAGCGGCAGCGCGAGUGGGAGGAGGCGCAGCAGGAGACGGCGGCCAGGGCGGCCGCCCUGGGGCCCGGGGAAAGCGGCGGCGGCGUCGACGGCAUCGGCGGCGGCAUCGACGGGCGCUGGGACGUCAGCCAGUGGACCGGCUACACCGGCGGCGACAGCCAGAACAAGGGCUCCCAGGGCAUCGGGGCCAACCGCAGGCAGAUCGUCGGACCCCGGCCGCUGCCCAACCCGCCGCGGUAAGGUUACCCUACCUAGCUAGGUACGGUAGGGCGGAUCUCGCCAUCGCAUCGGUCAGCCGAGGCUGAGUUCUGUGUUUUGAGAAGUAUAUUAUUACUACUUCGUGCUGUACUCCGCGAGACCUGUUGUUUUGUGCAAGCAGGACGUGGGAAAGGGAUGCAUUCUUUUUUUGGUUUCUUUUUCUUCUCUCUCUUAUUGUUCUUUUGCACUUAUUAUAUUCAGGGCCAGUUUCGGAUGGCUUGAGGAUACAGCACCUUAGGUGGUUAUAGGGAGGUUUCUAUCCACUUAGAGCACAGAGAACCGAAUGAAGGAAAAAGGCCUGAGGCAAUCUAAUCUUCAUGGACAGUGGGGUUUGCUUGUGAUGUUG